ACAGUGAAACACGUAAACUAUUCGCAGCUCGGUGUCAUCCAGAACAAAUCACGAAACUGAAGAGAGAAAAAUUGACAAAAAACUGUGUUAAAUUCGUCCAUUUCCAUUCUGAAUUCAGUUUCAAUUUAAUCAUUCCUUUAUAACAUCGAUACAUUUGCACACAAGAGAAGCGAGAACAAAAUGACGGAUUCAAAAUACUUUACAACCACCAAAAAAGGUGAAAUAUUUGAAUUGAAAUCGGAGUUGAACAGCGAUAAAAAGGAAAAGAAAAAGGAAGCUGUCAAAAAGGUGAUUGCGAGUAUGACAGUUGGUAAAGAUGUGUCGGCCUUAUUUCCCGAUGUCGUCAAUUGCAUGCAGACCGAUAAUUUGGAACUGAAAAAAUUGGUUUACUUGUAUUUGAUGAACUAUGCAAAAUCGCAGCCCGACACGGCAAUCAUGGCGGUCAACACAUUUGUUAAGGAUCUGCCCUCUUCGCAACUUAUUAAGGAUUGCGAUGACUCCAAUCCGUUGAUUAGAGCACUGGCUGUGCGAACCAUGGGAUGCAUCCGGGUCGAUAAGAUAACCGAAUACUUGUGCGAACCGUUGCGAAAGUGUUUACGUGAUGACGAUCCGUAUGUGCGUAAGACGGCAGCUGUUUGCGUUGCAAAACUGUACGACAUUUCAUCGUCAAUGGUGGAAGAUCAAGGUUUUCUUGAUCAAUUGAAAGACUUGUUGUCCGAUUCAAAUCCAAUGGUUGUUGCAAACGCCGUGGCAGCUCUUAGUGAAAUAAACGAAGCAAGUCAAUCGGGACAUCCAUUGGUUGAAAUGAAUUCACCAACCAUCAACAAAUUGUUGACUGCUUUGAAUGAAUGCACCGAAUGGGGUCAAGUCUUCAUCUUAGAUUCAUUGUCAAACUAUAGCCCAAAAGAUGAACGUGAAGCACAAUCGAUUUGUGAACGAAUCACACCACGUUUGGCACAUGCCAAUGCGGCCGUUGUAUUGAGCGCUGUAAAAGUGUUGAUGAAAUUAUUGGAAAUGUUGUCGAGCGACAGUGAUUUCUGUGCAACACUAACGAAAAAAUUGGCACCACCAUUGGUGACACUCUUAUCAUCAGAGCCCGAGGUUCAAUAUGUUGCAUUGCGUAAUAUAAAUUUGAUUGUUCAAAAGCGGCCCGACAUUUUGAAACAUGAGAUGAAAGUAUUCUUUGUGAAAUACAAUGAUCCAAUUUAUGUGAAACUUGAGAAAUUGGAUAUUAUGAUUCGAUUGGCCAAUCAAAGUAACAUCGCCCAAGUGUUGAGCGAAUUGAAAGAGUAUGCAGCUGAAGUUGAUGUGGAUUUUGUACGAAAAGCAGUUCGUGCUAUCGGUCGUUGUGCUAUCAAAGUGGAACCGUCGGCCGAACGAUGUGUUUCGACACUUUUAGAUUUGAUUCAAACCAAAGUCAACUAUGUCGUUCAAGAGGCCAUCGUUGUUAUUAAGGACAUUUUCCGAAAAUAUCCAAACAAGUAUGAGAGUAUUAUCAGCACAUUGUGUGAGAAUUUAGACACAUUGGAUGAACCAGAGGCACGUGCUUCAAUGGUUUGGAUUAUUGGUGAAUAUGCUGAACGUAUUGAUAAUGCCGAUGAGUUGCUGGAUGGUUUCUUGGAAGGAUUCCAAGAUGAAAAUGCUCAAGUACAAUUGCAAUUGCUUACGGCCGUUGUUAAAUUGUUUUUGAAACGACCAUCAGAUACACAAGAACUUGUGCAGCAUGUUUUAUCGUUGGCCACACAAGAUUCAGAUAAUCCAGAUUUGCGGGAUCGUGGUUUUAUCUAUUGGCGUUUACUUUCGACCGAUCCAGCUGCUGCUAAGGAGGUCGUACUUGCCGACAAACCACUCAUUUCCGAAGAAACUGAUCUACUUGAACCGACACUUUUGGACGAACUCAUUUGUCAUAUCAGCUCAUUGGCCAGUGUUUAUCAUAAACCACCGACAGCAUUCGUUGAAGGGCGCACAGGUGGCAUUCGUAAAUCAUUACCGAAUCGCACAGCAACAACCAACAAUGAAGAAAGUUCCACUAGCAAUGAAGCAACAGUCAUUCCAAAUCAAGAAUCUCUCAUCGGUGAUCUAUUGUCGAUGGAUAUAAAUGCACCGGUAGCAGCUGCACCAGCUGCACCAACCAGUAAUGUCGAUUUAUUGGGAGGCGGACUCGAUGUUUUGUUGGGAGUCGGGUCAGUACCAUCAGAUCCAAAUGCCGGUGGUUCUGGUCUCUUGGGUGAUAUCUUUGGUUUAUCAUCUGUUGCACAGCCAACAAAUGUUGUCAUUCCAAGAACAGUUUGGUUACCCGCUGAAAAAGGAAAAGGUCUCGAAAUUCAGGGUACCUUUUCACGUCGUAAUGGUCAAAUAUCAAUGGAUAUGCUUUUCACAAACAAAGCAAUGCAAGCAAUGACCGGCUUUGCAAUUCAGCUCAAUAAAAACAGUUUUGGAUUGGUACCAAGUGCACCGAUCCAAGUUGGCACUUUACAACCAUCACAAGUCAUCGAAGCCUCACUCAUACUAAACGCAACCGGUCCGGUUCAACGAAUGGAACCAUUGAAUAAUUUGCAGGUGGCUAUCAAGAACAAUGUCGAUAUAUUCUACUUUGCUUGUUUGGUUGCUGCCAAUUCGCUGUUCCAAGAGGACGGUCAGUUGGAUAAGCGUCUAUUCUUAACCACAUGGAAAGAGAUUCCGGCCGCAAAUGAGGUGCAAUACAGUUUGAGUGGUAUCGGCGGUAAUGCUGAUACAAUUUCCACAAAAAUGACAGCAAACAACAUAUUUACAAUUGCCAAGCGCAAUGUUGAAGGACAAGAUAUGCUGUAUCAAUCUCUUAAAUUAUCGAAUAACAUUUGGGUUCUUCUUGAAUUGAAAUUGCAACCAAAUAAUCCAGAUGCGACGCUUAGUUUAAAAUCACGUUCGGUUGAGGUGGCAACCAUGGUAUUCGCCGCUUAUGAAGCAAUUAUGCGAUCGGCCUAAAUCACUCACACUCCCGAAUCUAUUCCAGAGAUAGUAUCGAUAAUGAACAUUCUUCUGUCUAAAUGCAAUGGAAAGAACUCUAUCUGAGUUUACUGUAUUCGUAUUAUAAUAUUUAGAUAAAUAUAUAAUUGUUACAUUAUUUGUAUAUGAUAAGAACAAAAAGAUGAUUAAAAAUUACAUAUUCCUUCAUCAAAAAUGAAAAUCAUCGCAAAAAUAGUGUUAAAAUGCUUCAUUUCGGCGAAACUAUUGCAAAGCGAACUAUUGAAAAAAAAGAGCUGAUCAAAUUAUUAAGAAAUUGAGACACAUCAGAAAAGUUUGUUUCGCCAAUACGUAAGACCAAUUGUAAUUUCUGUUGGAAAUAAAAAAAAUAAAACACACGGUAAUUCUAAUUCAAAAUUAUA
Messenger RNA from Contarinia nasturtii (swede midge), 3365 nucleotides. RefSeq names its product AP-1 complex subunit beta-1 (gene AP-1-2beta). NCBI's taxonomy places the organism in Eukaryota, Metazoa, Arthropoda, Insecta, Diptera, Cecidomyiidae. Gene Ontology annotation, molecular function: clathrin binding. The transcript has 8 exons. Gene Ontology annotation, cellular component: membrane coat; clathrin adaptor complex. The record is from RefSeq and is a predicted model, not a curated record. The coding region runs from base 181 to 2964 and encodes 927 amino acids. Gene Ontology annotation, biological process: intracellular protein transport; vesicle-mediated transport.